CUGCCCCCACGAGAUGGUCAGACACGGCCGGGACACCACGCUCUGCAGGACAGAGUCUGGAGGGAGCAGUGGGGUGUGGCCACACCAGGGCACAGGUGUGGCCCUGACACAUGCUCGAACACACACACACAUGUAUACACGUGGCCUCAGAGCACCCAGGCAGCUUCGAAAGGCUGCCCCAUCUCUGUCUGUCUGAGCCCUCCGAGCCUCUGCCCCUGGUGGCCUGCCCCCCAAGGUCACCAGCAUUCCCUGGUUAAUGAUAACCCGAUGUUUGUGCAGCUCGGGGAGGGGCAGGGGGAGCCAAGGGACAAACGGCGGCAGGCAGGACAUCUGUCCAGCUCUUAGCCAGCCCAGCUUCCUUCCCGCAUGGGGCCGACUCCGCAGGGCUAACCGGGCCGCAGUGGCGUGGCUCAGCCCGCCCUAGCUGUGUGACAUUGGGCAAAUGACCUAACCUCUCUGUAGCUCUCUUUCUCCUUCUGUAAAAUGGAUAAUAUAAUAAUAGUGUUCGCCUCGGAGGGAGGUUGAGAUGAUUACCAAUAAUCCAUGUUUGCGACCAAAACCUGGGAACACAAUACGUGAUUUUUUUUUAAACGUUACCUAUCAUUAUUACUGUCCUUGUACCCGCUGUUACUGCAGAGUACUCAGGUGCAGGACUCGGACCUGGAUCUGACAUCCCCCCCCCAAGCACCUGACCCCAUGCUGAACCCCAAAAGAGUACGUUGCCCCCAUCCUGAGUCCUCUCCACAACUGGGAACGGAGGGUCGUGAUUGCCCCCAUUCGACAGACGGGAACACUGAGGACCAGUUGCCUGACGCCACGCAGGACCGGGCUGGAACCCAGAUCUGUGCGAACUCUGACCUGGUGCUGUUAGGUCCCCUGCCCCCCAGUGCGUGGCGAGAGAGGCUGCGUGUUCCUCAGCUGCGGGCAGCAAGGGGCCACAGCGUCUCGGGCAGGGUUCUGAUCUCCAAAGAAAGAUCGCAAAAUAACACAGGAGGCCUGGAGCCGGCGGCUUGGGUUUGAAUCCUGCCUCUGCCCCCAGCUGGGUAACCUAGAGAGCAGGUUACUGACCUGUCCCUUGCUUCUCCAGCCCGGGCUGUGGCGAGACCAGACCAAGUUAAUAGGCGAGCUUGUAGGACAAGGCCUGGCGCAGAGCAAAUGCUGAAGGAGGGGUGGCAUCAUCAUCAUCAUCACCUUGGGUUGGCGCCCUGACCCCAGUGGGUGGUGGGCACUCGGGUUAAUUUCAGGGUUGGGCAGGAGGUACCCCGUUUGGGGCAGGGCGGUGUCCUGCUGAGUGCGGCCACCAGAGGGAGCAGCUGGACCUGAGCUGUCCCCUCCAAGCCUUGGUGACAGUGGCCACCACGCCCUCCUGGGGCCAGGGGAAGGGGCUGGCUGGGAGUGGCCAGGACGUCCCCAGCAGCCUCUCCUCCCGCCCCCACUCUGCAAAGCCAUCCGGUCCCCGCCCUGGUGACAUCCUCUUCAGAUCCCUGGAUGGGGUUGAGCUGAGCGGGGAAUCUGGGGAGGGGGCUGGCGGGAAGGGUGGGGGUGACUCCAGCCCUUGGUGGCCCCUCCCCCUCCCAUAGGGCCGUCCAGUCCCUUCCCCAGAGCUGCUCUUCCUGUGUCCUCUGACCCCCUCCUCCUUCCCGCCCUGCUGGACGCCGGGUGCCCAGCGAGCCCCAUCUCCAGGGCGUGGGAGGAGGGAAAACUGCAGGGAGGUGGGCAGGGCGGGCAGGGAGGCCAGGAAUAAGGACACCAGACAGAGGGACACACACACACACAGGCCACCAGACGGACAGAGACCUGAACAGACUGGAAGAUUGACAGAGACAGAAAGACAGAGAGAGAAAGACAGAGAGAGGGAAACAGACCAACUCGCAGAGUUAGAACACAAAGAGACACAAAGAGAGGGCGAGAAAGAGAAACAGAAUUAGACACCAAAGGGACACAGGGGACCAGACUGAGAGGAGGCCCUAGAGGGAGGGGCAGAGCCGGCCGCGCCAGCCCGGCGGGCGGAUGGAGGGGCGCCCGGUGGCGGAGAGGUAGCCGCAGGGUGGGCCGGGCCGGUGGGCAGAGAAGCAGCUGCCUCAGCGGGGUGGGGGCAUGGGAGGGGCGGGCGUCCUGCUGCUGCUGCUGGCCGGGGUGGGGCUGGGGGUGGCCUGGAGACCCCCGAAAGGGAAGUGUCCGCCGCGCUGCUCCUGCUCCAAAGACAGCGCCCUGUGCGAGGGCUCCCCGGACCUGCCCGCGAGCUUCCCCCCGACCCUGCUGUCCCUGUCCCUCGUGAGGACCGGAGUCACCCAGCUGAAGGCCGGCAGCUUCCUGCGGACGCCGUCACUGCACCUGCUACUCUUCACGUCCAACGCCUUCUCCGUGAUUGAGGACGACGCGUUUGCCGGCCUGUCCCACCUGCAGUACCUCUUCAUCGAGGACAACCAGAUCGGCUCCAUCUCCAAGAACGCGCUCCGGGGACUCCGCUCGCUCACUCACCUAAGCCUGGCCAACAACCGCCUGGAGGCCCUGCCCAGGUUCCUGUUCCGAGGCCUGGAGACCCUAACGCACGUGGACCUGCGCGGGAACCCGUUCCAGUGUGACUGCCGCCUGCUCUGGCUGCUGCAGUGGAUGCCCGCCGCCAACGCCAGCGUGGGGACGGGGGCCUGCGCGGGCCCCGCCGCCCUGGCCCGCACGCAGCUCCGCCACCUGGACCCCACGACCUUCAAGUGCAGAGCCAUAGAGCUGUCCUGGUUCCAGACGGUCGCGGAGCCGGCGCUGGGGGUGGAAACCUUCUCCUACCAGGGCGAGCCCCACGUGGUCCUGGCGCAGCCCUUCGCCGGCCGCUGCCUGGUUCUGUCCUGGGACUACGGCCUGCAGCGCUUCCGGCCUGCGGAGGAGCUGUCCGCGCCCUCGGUGGUGUCCUGCAAGCCGCUGGUGCUGGGCCCCCGGCUCUUCGUGCUGGCCGCCCGCCUGUGGGGCGGCUCCCAGCUGUGGGCGCGGCCCGGCCCCGGCCUGCGCCUGGCCCCCACGCAGGCCCUGGCGCCCCGGCGGCUGCUGCGGCCCAACGACGCCGAGCUCCUGUGGCUGGACGGGCAGCCCUGCUUCGUGGUGGCCGACGCCUCCAAGGCGGGCAGCACCACGCUGCUGUGCCUCGAGGGGCCCGGCUUCUACCCGCGCCAGAGCCUGCACGCCUGGCGCCGCGACACGGACGCCGAGGCCCUGGAGCUGGACGGCCGGCCCCACCUGCUGCUGGCCUCGGCCUCCCAGCGGCCCGUGCUCUUCCACUGGGCUGGCGGCCGCUUCGAGAGGCGCACGGACAUCCCCGAGGCCGAGGAUGUGUACGCCACGCGCCACUUCCGGGCCGGCGGGGACGUGUUCCUGUGCCUGACCCGCUACAUCGGGGACUCCAUGGUCAUGCGCUGGGACGGCUCCAUGUUCCGCCUGCUGCAGCGGCUGCCCUCCCGCGGCACGCACGUCUUCCAGCCCCUGCUGGUCGCCAGGGACCAGCUGGCCGUCCUGGGCAGCGACUUCGCCUUCAGCCAGGUGUUCCGCCUGGAGCCGGACACGGGGCUGCUGGAGCCGCUGCAGGAGCUGGGGCCGCCGGCCCUGGUGGCCCCCCGCGCCUUCGCCCACCUCGCCGUGGCAGGCAGGCGCUUCCUGCUCGCCGCCUGCUUCAAGGGCCCCGCGCAGAUCUACCAGCACCGGGAGACCGACCUCAGUGCCUGAGAGCCGUGUGGCUCCGGGCUGGCCCAGGUGUCGUGGGCCUCCGGAUGCUUCCGCGGCGCUUGUGGCCACGGUCUCGGCCUCAGCCCACAGGACCCUCCAGGCCGUCCUUCCGGAUCCGAAGCAGCGUCUCGGCCGGGGCUCCUGCCGGGGGCACCUUGCAGGCUGCGGCCCGAAUGCGUGUCACCGUCCCCUUCCGCUCCCCCUGUCCCCACUCCCCCGAACGUGCUGAGAAGGGGACAGCGCUCCAACCUCGACAGGUGGAGGGACACCCGCCUCCCUCACACCUGCUGCUGCUGCCGGGGUGCCCGCGGGUCCCUCCCACGAAGGUUGGGACCUGGGGAGGCGUCUCGGGAGCCCCGGGCACCCCUGCCGGACGGGCGGCAGGGGGACGGUAAAGUGUGUGGUUCAAUAAAUGCUCUGUGCACCGCCUG
Molecule: messenger RNA, 4142 nt
Organism: Microcebus murinus (gray mouse lemur)
Lineage: Eukaryota; Metazoa; Chordata; Mammalia; Primates; Cheirogaleidae
Gene: LGI4
Product: leucine rich repeat LGI family member 4
Biological process (GO): myelination in peripheral nervous system; neuron maturation
Molecular function (GO): protein binding
Source: RefSeq, a predicted model, not a curated record